AUGGACAUGUUUGCGGAUUCUCGAGCACCCAUUUCUGCUCAGCUUCCUCUACUGUUUAGGGGUUUCUCCAGGUCUAAUACUUCCUCUCGAUCUACUGCAAAAGAAGGUGGAAGUCCUGAGACCAACAUAAAUUCUUUUGCUUGCAUGCAGGCAAUUUCUGCAAGCAGCUCUGAAGUUCCAUCAGUGCUUGAGAUCUUGCAAAUGAAGCAAGCGAAGCAGCUGUGCAUUACUAGCAACACGCAAUGUUAUGUUGGAAAAAAGUCAAUGUCCAUGGUUGCCAAGGCAAUAGAUGUACUGGUUACCCCUUACUCCCAGUCACUCAAAACAGGCAGUUAUCUAAGGGAAUAA
Molecule: messenger RNA, 348 nt
Organism: Dovyalis caffra
Lineage: Eukaryota; Viridiplantae; Streptophyta; Magnoliopsida; Malpighiales; Salicaceae
Source: the annotation of a GenBank genome assembly